AUGCCGAGCUCUAUUGCAGGUCCCAUGGAGGAAGAGAGGAUUACUAGUCCGAGGCUCCGUCACCAGAUGAAGAAGAGGAAGAAGCGAGUUGCCAAGAAGGCGUGCGUGGAAUCCCUAAGGACCCCCACCCCUGAACCCGACCCUCCGCAGGUUCCCUCUUCGGGGUCCGAUCUCCCACAGGCUCCCGUUUCGGAGCCUGGGCUCCCUAAUGCCCCUCCAGUGAUAGAUUUGGAGGAGAACUUACCAACUCGGGAGCCUAAAAUGGCGGCAGAGCCGGUCACCGAGCCAGCUAGGGCUGCCGCCGAAGUUCCUAAACCUACCGUGGUUGCUGCUGAGGCUUCCGAAGGAUCGGCUCAUCAUGCUGCAGAGAUGGCGGCGUCCAGCUCGGGGAGCCAGGAGGAGGAGGAGAGCAUCCUGAACACCCAGGUCAGCCUCAAAAGAAGUAGAGGGGCUGUCAUCACCGUAGAGGUUAUAGACUGGGCUGAACUCACCCCUGGUCAGCUCGGGGCCCGCGCUGCAACCCAUGCUAUGGUGCCUGACAAAUACCUGAGGCACACUUUGGCUACGGAGGAGUCAUCUCGCACAGCUCAUACUGACCUGGGUGCAGCUCGGUGCAAGAUUCAUCAGUUGGAGAGUGACGCUGCAGCUCAGAAGAGCUUCAUUGAGGCUCUGCUGUCAGAGAAGGAGGAGCUAGCUCGCGAGAGGGAUAGGUUGAAGGCCGAGGUGAACGGGCUUAGAGCAGGCCAGGAAGCCCUGAAGCUCGAGGUGGAGAGCCUCAAGGCGGGUCGCACAGCUCACACUGAUCUAAGGGCAACUCAGUGCAAGAUUCAUCAGUUGAAGAGUGACGCUGCAGCUCAAAAGAGCUUCAUUGAGGCUCUGCUGUCAGAGAAGGAGGAGCUAGCUCGCGAGAGGGAUAGGUUGAAGGCCGAGGUCAACGGGCUUAAAGCAGGCCAGGAAGCCCUGAAGCUCGAGGUGGAGAGCCUCAAGGUGGGUCAGAAGGCCUCGCAGCUCGAGGUGCAGGGACUUAAGGAGGUCAAGGCGGCCUUGGAGCAUGAGGUGGAGUACCUUAAAGCCGACAUCAAGGAGAAGACCGAGAUCUUUGACGAAACUCUCGGAGAGGCGAAGGCCCAGGCCGUCAUUGACUAUGUCAAAUCGUCUAGGUUUGACGACGUAAUGUCGCAGGCCUACCAUAAGGGGUUUAAGCUCGGAAGGUGGUGGAUAAGGCACGCAUACCCUGACCUCAACAUAAGUGCCUUCACCACCUGGAAAAUCGCAGAUGACAUGGCCCGUCAGGCCGUCGAUGACCUAGACUCCGAAGACGAGGGUGGCAAUGAGGAGGUAGGUGCUACUGACCUGGCUGACACCUCUGAUGAGGCCCCCGAAGAGGCUCUGAGUAAUGUUGACAAGCCCUCAGGGUAG
Molecule: messenger RNA, 1419 nt
Organism: Nelumbo nucifera (sacred lotus)
Lineage: Eukaryota; Viridiplantae; Streptophyta; Magnoliopsida; Proteales; Nelumbonaceae
Source: RefSeq, a predicted model, not a curated record